AUGGUCGACAGUUGUUCCUCUACUCGAGUGCCGUAUUCUUCUCGCAUUGGACCGGGUCUUCCUCAGUUGAGCAUCUCGAAUGAGCCGAAUACACCAGGCGACGCCCUUUUAUACAGGGUGGCUCAUUCGACAUGCUCAACCGAGGAAGAUCCGGGUCGACACGAGACGAAGACGACAAAUCGAGGAAGAACUGUGGACCAUCGCGACGCUCUUUUAUACAGGGCGGCUCAUUCGAGAUGCUCAACUGAGGAAGAUCCGGUCCAAUGCGAGAAGAAUACGGCACUCGAGUAG
Messenger RNA from Angiostrongylus costaricensis, 291 nucleotides. The record is from the annotation of a GenBank genome assembly. NCBI's taxonomy places the organism in Eukaryota, Metazoa, Nematoda, Chromadorea, Rhabditida, Metastrongylidae.